ACAGCUGUUUCGUACGACGUUUUCCAUAUUCUUACUUACAAGUACGACAAGACAUUGCAAGUACUCCUUGUUGUUUUAAUAGUUUUAUCGAUUUUGUUAGCGAAUUAUUCAGACGUGGUUCUUCACUGUAACUGAAAUCAGGGUUCUUCGAGGAAGAACGUGAUUCACGUAAAGUGCACGUUAUUGCGUGUAUGAAUUACUUUACGCGGGAAAAAGUAUUCUCGAAGGAUGUGUUAAAUGAACGAUCGAUGGAUAACCGCGCAAAAGCAUGUAUUGCUUCAUGAUUUUGCGGUACUGAAUGACUCUGCGAUCAGAAUGCCCUUUGCAGGACAAUGGUGCAAAGUAUGGAUUUAUUUCGGAUUCGUUUUCGCGUGGGCAAAAGGUGCGCGUCCACGCUUUGAUACCUCCACGGACAUGGGAUUAGUUCUAGUUCCAGCGGAUGCUGAAGUAGAUUCUGUCAUUUUUCGACUUCGCGCCACUGACCAGGAUGCAGAUUUCCCACUUGUUUUUGAAAUAACUGCUACCAUCACACCUGUUGUAAGGAUCGACAACCUGCCGUGCACGUUGUAUAACAAAGUGUGUCAAGCUAAUGUAAUACUAACGAAACGGCUAAUGCCCGGCCGCCUUCACGAUUUUGCUGUUAGGGUUAGGGACACGAAAGGAGAUUCCAACUCGAUGCAAGCUACUAUUUCUGUUACGAACGCAACCACCCUUCGUGAUAAAAUAUUCCCGCACAUACCCUCUCUGAUAAUGGUACCCGAGGAUACUAAACCAGGCAAAGAAUUAGAUUAUCUUUUAGUAAGAGCUAAUUCUUGGAGUGGAAAACCCGUUUAUAUCGAACUCUGGCAACCAAAAGAACUUUUCACUAUAAGACAGCGGCAGACACCCACGCAAACACGAGGAAUAAUUACACUAACUGGAGAAUUAGAUUUCGAAACGCAAUCCAUGUACACUCUCACCAUGUAUGCUACGGAUCCCUAUACGGAGCAGGGAAAAGAUACUAGAAAUAUUGCAGGCUUAAGCGUUGUUGUGAUAGUUCAAGAUGUUCAAGAUGUUCCUCCAAUUUUUACGCUAGCCCCUCCCCUCACAAGGAUUAACAAUUCUGUACAACCUGGUGAUAUAAUACUACGAGUGCACGCAGAAGACGGAGAUAAAGGUGUACCGCGUGAAAUCGUGUACGGUCUCGUAUCUGAAGGCAACCCCUUUACGCCAUUUUUUAACAUCUCUGAAACAAAUGGUGAAAUUACUCUUGCCAAACCAUUGGAGGAACUUACCCAAAUUACGCACGUUGGAGCACCCGUUGUACUUACGGUGGUUGCUGAAGAAAUAAGAAGAAGCAGAGAAGAACCUCCUGCCCAAGCCACAGUUGUUGACGUUGGCUUUCUUCUUGGGGAGCCGGGGAAUAGUCCACCAUACUUCGAGAGCGAUAAGUUGGUACCUGAGUCGUGA
Molecule: messenger RNA, 1449 nt
Organism: Bombus pascuorum
Lineage: Eukaryota; Metazoa; Arthropoda; Insecta; Hymenoptera; Apidae
Product: cadherin-86C-like
Exons: 8
Coding region: 238-1449 (403 amino acids)
Biological process (GO): homophilic cell-cell adhesion
Cellular component (GO): membrane; catenin complex
Molecular function (GO): cadherin binding; calcium ion binding
Source: RefSeq, a predicted model, not a curated record